GAAUUUUAGCGUGGAAAACCCGUUAACUAGGGAAAAACCACGGGACCAUUUUGGCCGCUUAAAUCCACUAUCAUCAUCAAAGGAGCAGUACACAAUCUUCUCUAGAUAAUACUAGAGGCAUACAACAUCAUCAUAUCCUUGGAAGUAAGAACAUCAAGGUGUAUGGAAUCAAAUAGAGCCAAGAUAAGAAAAUAUAUCACCAGAAAAUAGCUACUGUCCAGACCAACAAAACCCGACCUCCGGACCACAAAACCCGAUCUCCACCGUCCAGAAUAUUGGCCCUGAUGCUGUGAAGCUGCUGUCCAAAAAUCACGACGAUCCAACGGUUCAAUCUCCGGGAAACGGAAUUUUUCUGCUGCUGCUGCUGGAAAAACGGGAUGAGCACACUUCAGCUCAUGUUUUGUGAUUGUUCUCACUUAUCUGCUGCUCUCUUUCUGUCCAUGAGUAAUAGAUAGAUGGCAGACCCUGUUUUUAAUAUUAGCUCCCAAAAUAGAAAGUCAAAGAAGACUUUUGAUGGGCUCAAGAGUUGGGCUUUCCUCAUGGGUCAAAAAUAAAGAAAGAACCCAACAAAUCUCCCCCUUUUUUACUUAUGAGGAAGAGUUCGCCAUACCGGCGAUGGAGCAACAUACCUUCAAUUUUUCCCUUGCUAGAACCUUCGUCAACAUAUCGGCACCAUUAUCAUCGGUAUGAACUUUAUCAAGUUCAAACAGUUUGUCUUCAAGUGCAUCUCUAAUCCAAUGAUACCUCACAUCGAUAUGUUUGGUUCGUUUGUGAAACAUAGAAUUUUUGGCAAGGUGAAUGGUACUUUGAUUAUCACAAAGAAUCACGUAGCGUUGUUGCAUAAAGCCAAUCUCUUGCAUAAAUCUUUUGAGCCAUAAUAGCUCCUUACACGCUUCUGUUGCAGCCACAUACUCAGCCUCGGUGGUGGAUAGAACCACACACUUUUGCAGUCUCGAUUGCCAUGACACAGCUCCCCCUGCAAAAGUCAUCAAAUAUCCAGAAGUGGAUUUCAUGUUGUCCUUAUUUCCUGCCAUAUCAGAAUCAGUAUAACCAACAAGUAUUGGCUUCCCAUUUCCAAAUGUUAUACCCAAUUUGGAAGUACCACGUAGAUAUCUGAGAAUCCACUUCACUGCUUCCCAAUGCUUCUUACCUGGAUUUGACAGAAAACGACUAACAACACCUACUGCAUGAGCAAUAUCAGGUCGUGUGCACACCAUAGCAUACAUCAAGCUCCCUACAGCUGAGGCAUAAGGAACUCUAUCCAUCUCUUCAAUCUUCUUCUCAGAAGAUGGACAAUCUUUAUCUGUCAACCUGAAGUUGGUAGUAAGAGGUGAACUAACCUCUUUAGCUUUGUCCAUGUUGAAUCUGCGAAGCACCUUCUCAAUGUAUUGCUCCUGUGACAUGUGUAGCUUCUUCAAAGCUCUAUCUCGAGUGAUCCGAAUGCCAAGAAUCUGUUUUGCUGGCCCCAAGUCUUUCAUAGCAAAAGACUUGCUCAAUUGCAUCUUCAGCUGAGUAAUUCUUUCUGCAUUCUUGCCAACAAUUAACAUGUCAUCAACAUAUAACAAUAAAAUAAUGAAAUCAUCAUCAUCGAACCUCUGGAAGAAAACACAAUGGUCUGAAGUAGUCUUUCGGUAAUUUUGCUCCCCCAUAACUGACUCAAACUUCUUGUACCACUGUCUUGGUGCUUGCUUCAACCCAUAAAGACUCUUUUGAAGUCUACACACAUAGCCUUCUUUUCCCUUAACCUGAAACCCUUCAGGUUGCUCCAUGUAGAUUUCUUUAUCCAAGUCACCAUGAAGAAAAGCUGUUUUGACAUCCAUCUGUUCAACCUCAAGAUCAAGGCUGGCUGCCAAACCCAGAACAACACGAAUAGAUCCCAUCUUCACGACCGGAGAGAAAAUCUCAUCAAAAUCAAUACCCUUUCUCUGACUGAACCCUUUGACCACCAAUCUAGCCUUGUACCUAGGUUGUGAGGUGUGCUCUUCAGUCUUCACUUUGUAGACCCACUUGUUCUUCAGAGCUCUCUUGCCUUUAGGCAACUUCACCAACUCAAAUGUAUUAUUUUCAUGUAAGGAAUUCAUCUCAUCUUGCAUGGCUUCAACCCACUCCCUUUUGUGCUCAUCUUCCAUGGCCUCUGCAUAACACUCAGGCUCUCCCCCAUCAGUGAGUAAGACAUACUCAUUAGCUGAAAAACGGGUGGAAGGAUGACGAUCUCUUGUAGACCGCCUAAGUGGGAUAAAUGGUGGCACGUCUGGUACUGGUAUCUCUGAAUGAAAUUCUUCAUCCACCUCUGGCUGUUCUGGAGUAUCAGUAUCAUGUUGUUCAUCAUUCUGAACAUCAUUAUCAAGAGGUGGUUCUACAUGUUGAGGAGGCACUGGAUCCAAAUCAGUAACAUCAUCAUUAUGUUGAGGAACUGUAUCUUUCUUCUCAACAUCUUUCAAGUUCUGAUCUUCCACAAACACAACAUCUCGACUUCGAAUAAGUUUCUUGUGGACUGGAUCAUAUAAUCUGUAACCAAACUCAUCUUGGCCAUAACCCAAGAAAACACAUGGUUUGGACUUCACAUCAAGCUUUGAUCUUUCAUCUUUAGGAAUGUGCACAAAAGCUUUGCAUCCAAAGACCCUUAAAUGACGGUAAGAGACAUCUUUGCCACUCCAAACCCUGUCAGGUACAUCAAAAGACAAAGGAACACAAGGAGUUAGAUUAAUAACAUGUACCGCUGUAUUCAAAGCUUCUCCCCAGAAUGUAUUUGGCAGCCCUGCAUGUGACAACAAACAUCUGACACGCUCCAUCAAAGUUCUGUUCAUCCGCUCUGCUAAUCCGUUCAGCUGCGGUGUCUUGGGAGGACUCUUUUGAUGUCGAAUACCAUGGUCUCUACAAUAAGCAUCAAAGGGGCCAAUGUAUUCCCCUCCAUUAUCUGUCCGAAUACACUUGAGCUUCUUUCCAGUCUGUCUCUCAACCGAGGCAUGAAACUGCUUAAACACCUCAAAUACUUGAUCUUUAGAUUUCAAGGUAUAAACCCAUACCUUUCUGGAGUGAUCAUCAAUGAAUGUGACAAAGUAGGAGCAACCACCAAGUGUCCUAGUCUUCAUAGGACCACAAACAUCAGAAUGCACCAAAUCAAGUAUACUCUCCUUCCUGGAAGGAGGAUGGCUCUUAAAGGAGACCCUGUUCUGUUUACCUGCCAAACAGUGAGAACACUUCUUUAGAUGAAUAUCAUGCACACCCGGUAACACAUUUCUCUUCAACAAAAGAGACAUCCCCUUUUCACUCAUGUGACCAAGUCUCUUAUGCCAUAAAUCAGUCAUGUCAGUGUUCACCACAGCAUUGACCCUAUCCUUGAAGAUCUUCGGAUGUGUCAUGUACAACUUUGAGCAUCUUUUACCUCUAGCCACGAUCAAAGAACCACGAGUGAGUUUCCAUAUUCCAUUACCAAAGUUGUUGCUGUAACCAUCAUCAUCAAGUAAGCCUGCGGAGAUCAAAUUAAGUCUCAUAUCUGGAACAUGUUUUACAUUAUGUAAAACCAACUCUAUCCCAGUGUCAAACUUCAAACAAAUAUCUCCGAUGCCUGCAAUCUUUGAUAGUCCAUUAUUACCCAUCCUAACAUUACCAAAGUUACCUGGAGUGUAAGAUGAAUAAAAAUCCCUCUGUGAUGUUACAUGACAAGUAGCACCACUAUCAACAACCCAACUGGAAUCAUCAUGUGCAAUGUUGACCAUAUCAAGAUCAGAACAAAUAAGGAACUCAUCGGUAGCACUGUUAACUUCAGCAUUGCCAUUACCACCCUCAUCUUUCUUAUGGUUCUUUUGAUUGUUGUAAUCGCUCUUCUUCUUCUCCUUUUUCAAUUGCCUGCAGAACCGUAUUGUGUGGCCUUUUCUACCACAAUGAUAGCACUCAAAAUCAGCAAAUUUUCCUUUGGAUUUACUUCGAUGCUUCCCUUUGUUACCUGGACCUCUACUCUGACUUCUCCCCCUGCUUUCUGUAACUAAGACAUCAGAAUGUGAAGAGGAACCUUGUGACUUUCUUCUCAUCUCUUCAUUUAAAACACUGCCUUUAGCUAAUUCCAUGGUGAUAAUACCAUCUGGUGCAGAGUUGGACAAUGAUGUCCUAAAAGUCUCCCAUGAGUCCGGUAAAGUGCCAAGGAGCCACAAGCCUUGUAUCUCAUCUUCAAACUUGAUACCCAUUCCUGCAAGUUGAUUUAUGAUUCCCUGAAAAGAAUUCAAAUGAUCAGUGACAGGAGUUCCAUCAUGGUAUUUCAAGCUCAUCAUCUGUUUUAUUAAGAACAAUUUAUUGUUCCCGGUCUUUCGAGCAUACAACUGUUCAAGCUUGUUCCACAAACUGCGAGCAUGAGUUUCCCCGCUAAUAUGGUUCAAAACAUUAUCAUCAACCCAUUGGCGAAUAUACCCACAAACCUGUCUAUGCAAAAUAUUCCACUCUGCAUCUGUUUUACUCUCAGGUUUAUCAGUAGUAAACACAGGCAAAUAAUAAUCCUUCACAUAAAGUAGGUCUUCCAUUUUGCCUUUCCAAACAUGAUAAUUAGAACCAUUCAAAUUGAUCAUCCUACUUGUGUUUGCUUCCAUCAUUCAAACAAGUCUAACCCAAUACAGAAGAACCUGGCUCUGAUACCAAUUUGAUGGGGAAAAACAGCCCCAAACGGAACUAAUAAAAUGCGGAAUUAAUCUCCGUUUGGCUAAACUUUCCCCAACUUGAAUGAACCUUUGAGGAUGCAAACAAAUAGGGUGUUCUUAAUACAAUUAGAACACACAAUAUGGCUGCCACACACCAAUAUAAUGAGCUAAAACAGUAAGCACACACCACACAAAAACACCGGAAUUUUAGCGUGGAAAACCCGUUAACUAGGGAAAAACCACGGGACCAUUUUGGCCGCUUAAAUCCACUAUCAUCAUCAAAGGAGCAGUACACAAUCUUCUCUAGAUAAUACUAGAGGCAUACAACAUCAUCAUAUCCUUGGAAGUAAGAACAUCAAGGUGUAUGGAAUCAAAUAGAGCCAAGAUAAGAAAAUAUAUCACCAGAAAAUAGCUACUGUCCAGACCAACAAAACCCGACCUCCGGACCACAAAACCCGAUCUCCACCGUCCAGAAUAUUGGCCCUGAUGCUGUGAAGCUGCUGUCCAAAAAUCACGACGAUCCAACGGUUCAAUCUCCGGGAAACGGAAUUUUUCUGCUGCUGCUGCUGGAAAAACGGGAUGAGCACACUUCAGCUCAUGUUUUGUGAUUGUUCUCACUUAUCUGCUGCUCUCUUUCUGUCCAUGAGUAAUAGAUAGAUGGCAGACCCUGUUUUUAAUAUUAGCUCCCAAAAUAGAAAGUCAAAGAAGACUUUUGAUGGGCUCAAGAGUUGGGCUUUCCUCAUGGGUCAAAAAUAAAGAAAGAACCCAACAUUAUGCUCAUCCUUCUCAUCACCAUAGACCUACAUCUGAAGCCGGUCGUUCUAUUCCACAAAACCGUUAUAAUGCUUCAUUGCCUUGUGAUGGCAGUAAGCCGCAAAAUGCAUCUACAAGUGAAGUUCUUCCACAAAAGGAUGAACAUUAUCCCCCUAAACAGAAAACCAGAGCUCUCUUUUCAAGUUCUCCCUUGCCAGAGGAUUACAAUUGGGGAGAAUAUGAAUCUUGUUCUUCUCCUCCCAUAAGCAAAAGUACUGAACUCCAUGAGGCAUGGAGAGAGGAGAUUGAGGGAGAGAAGGAAAGUAAUGAUCCAUUUAUUGAGGCUCCUAGAGUCUACUCUGGGGAAUGGGAGAGAGAGGAGGAUAAUGUUGAAGGAUUUGAAGAGGCAUUUGUUGAAAUUCCUGAGGAUAUUCUAUCAAUGCUGAUGCAAGAGGUUCAACUGCUGAAGGAGAGGCAAAUAUUACAUUACAUUUUAAAACUGCCGCACGAAGUACCAAACAUCGUAUUCGGAUAAACACGUUUAUUCAGCAAGUUCGAAUUUGUUUUCGGGUGUAUGAGGGGUGUAUCUUAGGUUCAUUUAUGUAAUUGUUGGGUUGUGGGGUCUUAAAUAAGGCGUUUUUUUUAUGUAAUAUACUAUCUCCGUCCCUUAAAACUUUGCCAAAGUUGACCAGCACGGAGAAUAAUAAGUAAAAACUGUAUGGUUGAAGUUUGUGCAGAUGAGAGAGAAAUAACAGAAACCACAAAAUAUUGAUUAAAAUGGAAAGUGACAAAGUUUUUUGGGACGUCCCAAAAAGGAAAGUUGACAAAGUUUUAAGGGACGGAGGGAGUAUGUAUAAGCCUAUAUCCCCAACCCGCAUCUAUCCUUCGCCCACCACCUGUCAAUCGUUCUACGACAGCCAAUUCAGGUACGCAUGCACUUCACUAUACUUCUAUUGAGGGGGUGUUUGAAUCUGAUUCUAAAACUGCACUUCACGAUGCAGAAGUUGGAGUGUUUGAGUGAAAAUGCAGAAGUGAUUCUAGAAUCAGUUUUUUUAGAAUUUGGAAGGACCAUCUUCUGAAAACUGAUUCUGAUUCUGCUUUAAAAAGAAGCAGAAACAGAAUCAGUUCCAAACACCCCUGAAUUGGUUCGAUUUGUUAUUCCAAAUGUGCAUUUAGCCAUCAUUAUGGUAAACAUCAAUGAGAUGAUAUGAAUUUAGAUAAUUCCAUGUAAAACAAUUGCAGUGUGCCAACUUGAAACCCCCCGACUCCCCGAGGAGUGAUCGAGGAGCUAUCAUUUUUUGUUGUUAUUUGGUUUUUCACUUAUACUCUUUGUCUCUCUUUCAUGCAUUGUACUUUUUCACCAAGAAUUUUUUUGCCAUAUUUGAUGGUUGUGUUGGUUUGGUAUAAUCGUAUUUGGUAAUGGGGAAGCCCGCAUUUGUGUAUUCACUGUAUUGUACUCGUAUAUACUCCCUUUGUCCCGCUAUGAUUGUCCAAUUUUACCAUUUCGGUCCGUCCCACUAAGAUUGUCUCAUACCUUAUUUGAUAAAGUUAGUGUGGUUCUAAAUCAUUCCUACUUUAUUCUUACUUUAUCAAUUCAAUAUCAACCAUACAAAUCCACUUUUAUUAAUAAACGUGUCACCUUCUCUUGUCCCAAACUUAGGGGAACGGUUGUAGUAAUUAUCUAUGCAUUGAUUUUUUGUUUUGUUUUUGUUGGUCCAGGACUGCCAAUUGGACCUACCUUUUGCAUAUGUCAAGAAAGUUAGUCCUGGCCUGCCGUUUUUCCUUUUUAACUAAUCUGAUGUGAAGCUUCUAGGUACAUUUGAGGCUCUUGGCCCUAUUUGAGGGGGUUUGGCGUAUGAUUAAUUAUAACACGGGUUUGACGCAUAUUUUAAAUCAUAGGGGUACAUUAAACCCUAAAUAAAAGCUAAGUACGAUAAAAAGCAAGAUAUGAUAAUUAAAUGUCAAGACAACGAUAAAAAAAGAUAUGAUAAAAAUAAUAAAAUAAAAUAGGACAAAAAUGAUAAAUAGCAUGACAUGACUACUCUUUUAUUAAGAUAGAGGAAGAUAAAGAAUAAGAACACAUAUAUUGGGAAUGGUUUUUUCAACAAGAUUAUCAGAUCGAGAACUUCUAGAUCGCGCAGGAGAUCCCUCUUGGAACCAUUUUAAGGUUCCUAGAAGGAGUGCAAGGCUCGCCUCCAGAAACUGAAGACUUUCUUUUCUAUAGUUUUAACUUUAUUCUUUAGCUUCCAUCUGUCUUUAGCUUUCAUCCGUCAUUAGCUGUUAUCUUUCGUUGGCAUUUGUACAUUUUUACGAGUUUAAAAAAAAUCUUUCCAUUAGAAAAAAUUGGAGAUGGUUCAAAUACAAAGUAAGAAUGAAUCUUGUGCAUUGAUUGCCACAUCUAAUGGCUCAAAAUGAGCCAAAAAUGCACUAAAUUGAAUAAAAACGCAGUGGGAAUUUCAUAAAUAAUCCGAAAUUUUUUGCCACCGCGUAAAAGUGCAGCAGAAGCAUGCAAAAGUGCAACGCUGUGAGGAAAGAGUGCAACUGUUCGCACUUUGCACGGGAACACCUCUUUUUAUUUGAACUCUUCCCUAUAUAUAUGCAUCUAAUGUGAGAAAUUUGAACAAAUCUUAUUUGUUAUAUUUAGGAUGUUGCACUGAUGCUGCCCUAAUGUUGCACUGAUGUUGCCCUAAUGUUGCACCGUUGCACUAAUAUUGCACAAAUGUUGCACUAAAAUAGCAUCUAUUAUGUAAUGUUCGCUUUGAUUGUGUCAUCUAAAUACGAAUCUUUGCUGUAUUGGCAUGCCUACGAUAUGACAUUUUGGCGAUGUUCUACUUGCCUUCUUCUCCGGGCUGUACUAGAUCGAAUGUAGACACCUUUAAAUAGGCAUACACAUUUGUUUAUACGUGUAAAUGUUGAAAUAACAAUGCGGGGUUAAUGUACAUACCAGAGACAUAACAAUGCAGGAUAUUAUGUGCAGAGAGAUAUCCCAGUGGUUCAUCAUGGAAUUUUGAAGGGGAUAAAAGCGAUGGGAAACUUAUUUUGUGUGAUUAUUGGUAUUUGUUUGUGUUUCAUCUUGUCAGAUUGAUCACUUAUGUAGUGUAUUAUUGAAGUGUGAUAUUUUGUAGGAGACUUUGACUGAAUGGGUUCCAUGAAGAAGAAUAAAAACCAGACAAUGAGGAACGGCGACCGAUCCAACAGCACAACUGCAGUGUGCCCACUCGGAACCUCCCGAAGAGUGACCUCGGAGCUGUCAUUUUUUGCUGUAAAAGCCAUACAAUUGAAGAAUGUUUUUCGAAGCUGUUAUUUGGAUUUUCUCUUACACUCUAUGUCUCUCUUUCAUGCAUUGUACUUUUUCACCAAUAAUAUUUUUUGCAGUAUUUGAUGGUUAUGUUGUUUUGGUAUAAUCAUAGUUGGUAAUGGGUGAAUCCCACAUUUGUGUAUUGUAUGUAAUUAUAAAUGCAUUGUGUUUUAUCAAUAUGCUACUCUUUAUAAUUUCUACCAAAUCUGAUAUGAUUCUUUGUUUUAUUUUUGUUGUUCAGGUCUGCCAUUUUGACAUUUUGCCUAUGUCAUGAAGGUUAGUGCUGGCAUGCCGCUCUUCCUUUUUAAUUAUAGUGAUCGGAAGCUUCUGGGUACAUUUGAGGGUGUUGGCCCUGGAAAACUAAAUAUAUAUUGACCCAUAUGCAUGGACUGUUCGAGAGGUGCUAUGCUUUGAAAAAAGACCAGUUUUACCCUGUCAUUGCUGGUAACUACUAUGAUCAAGCUCACUCAUGCCAUUUUUGGUUUGAGAUGGACCAUUCUCAAAAAGCCAAGAUGAUCAGCUUGUUUUCAUCUUCAGCUCAGCCUUAUGCUCGUCCCUCUCAUCACCAUAGACCUACAUCCGAAGCCGGUUGUUUUAUUCUGUGAAACCGUUAUAAUGGUCCUUUGCCUUACGAUGGCAGUUAGCCGCAAAAUGCAUCUACAAGUGAAGCGAUUCCACAAAAGGAUGCACAUGCUUCCUCUGAACAGAAAACGUGAGCUCUCUGUUCAAAAAUCACACAUCUUCAGGUCCAAGUUCACCCUUGGCAGAGGAUUACAAUGGGGGAGAAUGGGAAUCUUGUUCUUCACCUCCAAUAACCAAAAGUGAACUCGAUGACUCCAUGAGGCAUGCAGAGAGGAGAUUGAGGGAGAUAAAGAAAGUAAUUAUCCAUUUAAUGAGGCCCCUGAAGUCUAUUCUGGCGAAUGGAAGGUACAGCAGGUUGAAGAAGAUGCAAACAAUAUUUAACCAUUUCUUCAGGUUCCUGAAUAUUUGGUGGGAGUUCUUCAACUGAACUGAAUGAGGUUUGUGCAGAGGAGGAUAAUGUUGAAAGAUAUAAAUAAAGAGCCAUUUGUUGAAGCUCCUGAUAUUCCAUCAAUGUUUGCUCCAUUUAUACUUCAUAAUUUUAUUGAGAUAUCUUCUGUUUUUACUCAUAUCACUGUAAACUGUUACUUUUUAUUUAAAGCUGAUGCAAGAGGUUCAAUUAAUGGAGAGGCAAAUGAAACAAUAAGAGAAAAUUCAGGCUCUUGAGAAGGAGCUGGCUGGUAUGUGUGCUUGAGAUUUAAGAUUGAUACACGUGUAACUUCCGUGUUUAUGUUUG
Messenger RNA from Cuscuta epithymum, 9994 nucleotides. Lineage: Eukaryota; Viridiplantae; Streptophyta; Magnoliopsida; Solanales; Convolvulaceae. The record is from the annotation of a GenBank genome assembly.